Messenger RNA from Dermochelys coriacea (leatherback sea turtle), 1307 nucleotides. RefSeq lists its product as uncharacterized. The transcript is spliced from 2 exons. Bases 202 to 1233 code for a protein of 343 amino acids. The record is from RefSeq and is a predicted model, not a curated record. Lineage: Eukaryota; Metazoa; Chordata; Testudines; Dermochelyidae.
GCCGCUUCCCCUCCCCUUUAACUACGACUUCCCGUUUGGGGGCGGGCCAGGCGGAUCUGAGCCCGGGCAAGGCGGUGGGUUCCCCCCGCCGGCUGGAGGCGCCGCGCCUUGGAGAGGGGGGCGCACGGCCCCGGGAGCGCAGUCCUUGGAGAGGGGCGCACGGCCGCGUCUCCACUCCCAGCGCCGGAGCUCAGCCCCCCCAUGGCCGGGAUCGCCCCACGAGCACGUUCCCCUGGCACCGAUGUCUUCACCACCCCUCACGGCUUCUUCAUCGUUCGCUCCGACGUGGGCUGCUUCCUCCAGGCGCCCGAGUGCCACUCCCCGGAGGCUGUGGAGAUCCGGGGCCUGCACCCUGCCUGCCAGGGCGGAGAACACUAUGUGGGCGACACCACCGGCUCCUGUGUUUGCAUUCUCCGGGGGGACGCAUUCCACCGAACCACAGACCUGAGCGCCGCCCCCAGCCCCGACGCCCUCCCCCUGCACCCCACGUGUCGCGGUGGAGACCACUAUGCCUCAUGGGGCGGCCGCUUCUCCCUCAUCUUCCUGGCCCGCGGCGUGGUUCUGUCUGUGGGUGACCUGACCACGGGGGCCGAAGCAGAGGAGACGCCCCUGGAGCCCGCGUCCCGCCAUGGACUCUACUACUACGCCCUUGACGCUACCCACCUGGCUUUCCUGGGUGUGGAAGAGCAGCGGGGGCUAUACAGCCAGGCCUUCUCUAGCUCGGGGCACCGGGAGGUCCUUCCCGUCCACGCAGACGUGGCCAGCUUCCUCCCCGGCGGCCUGUCCCUGGUCCACAGGGGCACCUUCGGGGCGUGGGAAUGCAUCAAGCUGAUCCAGAACGAGACAGACGGGCCGCUCCCUGGCAGCCACGAGAUAACCCGGAAGGUGGGACGUGUGGAAGAGAAAUUGGCCAACUGGACCUUCUCCACGGCCAGUUCCCCGGCACCUGCAGACCUUUCUGUGGCCUUGCUCCAGGCCCAGUUCUCUCUGCCCCCAAUGUAUGGCGGGCUGGGGCUCAGGACGGAGCAGGAGGAGUGGGAAGCCGUGGCCGAAGAGGGAGAGGAGCUGCGGGUCAUUCUUCAGCCCCGGCAGAAGCUCUACUGGUGGCAGUACCACCUGGGCUUGGGGCACCGGCCUAUUCUCUUCUGCCGCUGCCUCAAGGUGACCCGUAGCCCCGUGUCACCUGCUAACCUCCCGCUGCCCCGGUCGGAUGCAGGGGACGCUGGCGUCUGACUGGGGAACGGAGGCUGACGGUAGAGGAAAGGUUAACUUUGUCGCUGAAUAAAUGAUGUUCUAUUGCACUGUCA